Paraglomus occultum is the source of this 387-nucleotide messenger RNA. The record is from the annotation of a GenBank genome assembly. NCBI's taxonomy places the organism in Eukaryota, Fungi, Glomeromycota, Glomeromycetes, Paraglomerales, Paraglomeraceae.
AUGGUAAAAGAAAAAAAGGAAAAACAGGAAAAACAAGAGGAAAGGAGAAAACGAAGUGCGAUGAAUGAUGUAGUCACUAGAGAUCACACUAUUCACCUACAUAAAUACAUUCAUGGACGGAGUUUCAAAAAACGGGCCCCGCAGGCCAUUAAAGCCAUCAAGGCUUUUGCCAAGAAACACAUGGGAACUAGUGAUGUUCGUCUUGAUCCGCAAUUAAACAAAGAAGUUUGGAAGCAAGGAGUGAGAAAUGUUCCUCGUCGAGUACGAUUGAGAUUGUCUCGUCGGCGCAAUGAUGCAGAAGAUGCCAAGGAGAAGCUGUACACUUAUGUUACUGCUGUUCCCGUCACUACGUUUAAAAGUCUUCAAACAACUACUGUUGAGGAGUAA